CACGUUUUGCGUUUUGUCUAUUGAGCAUUAGUACACGUCCAAGUUAUCAAAGUGUCCCAUGUGGACUGAAAGAUUCUUGGUUCGUCUUGGAGUUUGCUGUAUGAAUGUUAGCUACGGGCGUUGGUUUCGUUUAGACGGAAAGUGACGCUUCUUCGUACCAUUCUGGAAUAAACGGAGUAAGGGGAUAUAGGGCCUAAGAAAACAAGAAUAAUCAACUUAUAAUCCAAGAUGAAAGGGGACUUUAAAGUUUCGACGCUGAUCUCCUUCAUCGUGAUAGGUAGUAUACUCUUCACGGUGGGAUUUCUGGUGGGAUUUUUUGGAACUUCGAACGAUUCCUGUCCAUCGUACUCAUCGAUCGAAGAUGAUGAGAUAAGUCGGAUGAUGAUUGAUGAAUGCAAAGCUGAAAAUAUCGAACAAUAUCUCAGGGAAUUAAGCAGCCGACCUCACAUGGCGGGAACGCCAGCUGAAAAGGAGAACGCUGAGAUGCUUGUCAAUCUCUGGACUGAGUACGGAUUCGAUUCGGCUCGGUUAAUACCAUACGAUGUGCUCUUAGCUUACCCUGAUCCGGAUAAUCCGAAUAAGGUAAUGAUAACAGACAAUGGAGAGGUUAAUUUUACGACAGCUUUACAUGAAGAGAUUCUUCGACCAGAAGAUGACCACCCGGACGUUGUUCCACCAUUCAAUGCCUAUUCUGCGCAAGGAGAGCCUGAGGGUCCUUUGGUUUAUGUGAACUAUGGACGAGCAGAAGACUUUGAAUGGCUGGCAAAGAACAAACCUGAAAUCAACAUUACUGGAUGCAUAGCUAUUGCAAGAUACGGAAAAGUGUUUCGAGGAAAUAAAGUUCUUUCGGCCCAAGCCGCGGGUGCUAUCGGGAUAAUUCUCUAUUCGGAUCCUGCCGACUACGCCAUCGAUGAUAAUGUAGCAGUCUAUCCGGACGGAUGGUGGUUACCCGAUACCGGGGCUCAAAGGGGAAAUACUUUCGUCAGCGACGCUAAAGGGGAUCCGAUAACACCCGGUUACCCGGCUAAACCUUACGCGUACCGGUUAGAUGAUUCGGAUACCGCGCUCCCCAAGAUUCCGGUUCAUCCGAUUGGUUAUGGAGAUGCACGACAUCUAUUAAGUGAGUUAUCGGGUGAUGAAGUCAAUUCAGACUGGGCAGGAGACCUGGAUGUAACCUAUCGAUACGGACCGGGAUUUAUUAAUCCAGAAAGGAAGGUCAAAAUGAGCAUCCACACAUCACGUGAGAUCAGAACAACUUAUGACGUCAUCGGAAUCAUUAAUGGAGCGCUGGAGCCAGAUCGUUAUGUUAUGAUGGGCAACCAUCGUGAUGCCUGGGUGUAUGGUGCUGUAGACCCUUCUAGUGGUACAGCAGUUCUUAUGGAGAGUGCUAGGGUCUACUCAGAAAUGCUAAAAACAGGUUGGAGACCUCGCCGUACGAUCAUGUUCUGUUCCUGGGGAGCCGAGGAGUACGGCCUUCUUGGGUCAACUGAAUUCGUUGAGGAAUACCAGAAAGUGUUAGGAGAAAGGGCUGUCGCAUACAUCAACACAGAUGUCGCUGUAGGAGGAAACUGGACCUUCAGAGUUAAAUCAACACCUUUAUUACAGGAGGCUCUGUACGACGCUGCUAAGAAGGUACCUGACGGUGAAACGAGAGAGAGAACGACUUACGAUGUUUGGCUUGAACGACUGCCCGACAGCAGCGGCAACGGGCUACCGUAUGUCAGCGUUCUUGGAUCUGGAAGUGAUUUUGCUCCGUUCAUGUACCGAAUCGGUGUACCGUGCUGUGACCUAUCAUACACCUAUGACUCGAGUCUUGGGAUAUCAUCAUACCCUGUGUACCAUUCUGUUUAUGAGACAUUCUACAUAGUCAAGACGUUCAUUGAUUACAACUUCUGGCGCCAUCAGUCUGUUGCUCGGGUUCAGCUUGAGUUCUCGCGAAAUCUCGCAGACUCCGUGAUUCUACCGUUUGGCGUCCUCGACUAUGCAACGAAACUGAAAUCGUCUGUUGAUAAUCUGGAGGAUGAGUACGGUACCAAGAUGAAUGCGCAGGGUAUCACCUUUGAAUACAUUGAUUCAGCUCUGACCAAUUUUACCGCGGCUGCUACAUCAUUCGAAGAGCAAAUAACUCAAAUAGAUGUUGAGGAUCCCAUUGCAGUAAGACGUGUUAAUGAUCAGAUGAUGCAACUUGAACGAGCUUUUAUUGAUCCAGCAGGGCUUCCAGAUAGGAAAUGGUUGAGGCACGUGGUUUUUGCUCCGAGCAGUGUAAAUUACUAUGCAGGCGACGCUUUUCCCGCCCUUGUCGAUGCCAUGUACCAGAUUGAUGACGACAUUGAUCAGGUGACUCGAUGGAAUGCAGUCAGAGAACAGAUGGCCAUCAUAGCUUUCACCAUCCAAUCAGCGGCUAGCACACUAACUGACGUCACACAAUUUUGAAAUGCCUUUCCUCACUUUUGAACAAGAAUUCCGUAUCCCAUUUUUGUUAAUGGUUCUUUAUCAAGGUACACAAAAUAGUGUACUGUACCGAACACUUUUGUCUUACAUUAAUAUUGAAUAUUAUCAUCUAUAUAGAACGUUUUAACGAUGUAUUAAAAACGCGCAUUUUGCUCUGCAUCAAUUGCCCGUGGAGUAUUAGAGCCUAUCCCUAAAAAGGACCGAAAGUCCGAAAUCCGAAGAAUGCUCCAUAGGCUCAUGCACAAAAUUCGCAAUUGAAUAUAAGACCGUAUUCAACAGUCUGGUGCGUAUGCGCGAAACCUUGCGUGAAACACACAACGCAUACAACCGUACAAUUAAAGCAAUGCGAUGCGCAGCAUAGAGAACGAUGGCACUCAAUGACGUCAUAAUGAACUACACGUAAGUCACAUGUCAAUGCCAAAUUUUCAGAUGAUGAAUCGUUUUUUAAGAAUGAAAUUUCAUGACGAUAUUAAAAUUGUUGAAAUUGUUUAUUAAUGUUUGAUUUGUUAUUAUUGCCGAAUAAAUAAAGUGAAAGAU
Molecule: messenger RNA, 2988 nt
Organism: Lytechinus variegatus (green sea urchin)
Lineage: Eukaryota; Metazoa; Echinodermata; Echinoidea; Temnopleuroida; Toxopneustidae
Product: N-acetylated-alpha-linked acidic dipeptidase 2-like
Exons: 17
Coding region: 229-2433 (734 amino acids)
Molecular function (GO): carboxypeptidase activity
Source: RefSeq, a predicted model, not a curated record